AGAGAGAGAGAGAGAGAGAGAGAGAGAGAGAGAGAGAACGCAAGAAGGGGCUUUUGCCGCUCAGCUUCAGAUCAGACUUUUAAGAGAGGUUCAAAAUCAGGAAUAAAAGUUGCUUUAUCAAAUAAUCAAAUACUUAAUUUAGUUUGUUAUUUUGAGGAGGAAGAGAGACGUUACGUACGGUUGGUCACCGGUUUUGAUUUAUCCUGGUAAUGCGCAGAGCGUGCAAGAAAGAGAGAAAAGGGUGUUGGGUUUGGUACCUCUUUCGCUGUUUCAGAGAUUCAGGGUCGAGCAAUCGCCUUGCACUUCGGACUUGCUCGUUAAAAUCCCAUUUCAAUUCUAAAUUUUCGUUUCUUCUGGUCCUUUGAGACUUGAGAGAGAGAGAGACAGAGUGAAAGAUUUAAGAAUGGACAGCCUGUGUUUCAAAGCAGGGAUUCAAGCGGCGGGGUUCUCCUCGCCCAUAUCUGCCGUCGGAGCUGUCGAGGGUCGGUCGCAUCCGGUGCAUUUCUGCGCUCUGGGCCGUGCCACCAACUCCGAUGGAAUUUCUCUGGAGAAUUCGACCGCCACCGUUGCGCCUCCUCAAAGACCCUCUUCGUCCUCGAGGUUUUCCUUUACGUACCCUUUUAUAUCUCUCUGGCACAGUGCUGGGACUGGGGAACCCAAUGGCGGUGCCGCCCGCGACGAUGCUGUUGUUAUCGUCGGGAAUGGACACGACAAACAAUUAAUUGCCGGUGAUGGGGACCACAACGGUAACGGUGAUGAGGACGAGCCCAUGACGUCCGGUGAUAACCCGGAAAGUUGGGUCUUGAAAAUUCUUCAUGUCAGGUCUCUGUGGUCGGAACAGGGUUACUCUAAUGUUGAGAAAUUAGGGGGGCGAGAGGAGGAGAACAUUGACGACGAUGCGGUGAGCAGUCGAAGCCGCGGAUGUUCUUGUUGCCAUGACGGGGAUUCUGGAGUUUGUAGUGUUGAUGAAGAGGAGAAGCAAGAGAAGGCUGAGCAGCAAGAGAUCAAAUUUGAUAGGGAUUCUUUCUCCAGGUUGCUCCGCCGGGUGUCCUUGGCAGAAACCAAGUUGUACGCUCAAAUGUCUUACUUGGGGAACUUAGCUUAUUCCAUACCCCAAAUCAAGCCAGGAAAUCUCUUGAAAUAUCAUGGACUGCGUUUUGUUACUUCAUCACUAGAGAAGAAAAUGCAGUCAAAAAAUGUUGAAAAAGAGGAGACCAUAGCUAAAGUUCAAGAAACAGAAAGGCCGGUAGAAGCAUCAGAAGCUGAGGAGCAGAUAAAGAAGAAUGAACACCAAAUAAGUGCAUUUGCUGCCUAUCAGAUUGCUGCAUCUGCUGCUUCCUAUUUGCAUUAUCAAACAAAGAGCAUUCUUCCUUUUAAAUCUGCAAAGGCUGAAACAGAGGAAGACUCUCCCAGAGAUGGAGGGGCUACUGACAACAUUGAAAUAACAAGCUCAGAGGUGGCUUCUUUUGUGGAAACUACCAACUCAUUAACAGCAGUGGUUGCAGCAGAGGAGGAAACAAAGCAAGCUGUUGCAAAAGAUUUGAACUCAGCACAUUCAUCCCCCUGUGAGUGGUUCAUAUGUGACGAUGACCAGAGUGGGACGAGAUUCUUUGUUGUUCAGGGAUCAGAAUCAUUGGCUUCAUGGCAAACAAAUCUACUCUUUGAGCCCAUUCAGUUCGAGGGACUAGAUGUACCCGUGCACCGGGGGAUCUAUGAAGCUGCCAAAGGUAUGUAUGAACAGAUGUUACCUGAAGUCCUUGCCCACCUCAAGUCUUGUGGUGAUUCUGCAACCUUCCGCUUCACCGGGCAUUCUCUUGGGGGUAGCUUGUCAUUGCUUAUAAGUCUCAUGCUUUUGAUACGUGGUGAAGUCCCACAAUCCUCGUUACUUCCUGUUAUAACAUUUGGUGCCCCAUCUAUCAUGUGUGGAGGGGAUCAGCUGCUGCACAAGUUGGGCUUGCCGCGGAGUUAUGUUAAAGCAAUUACUAUGCACCGAGACAUUGUACCCCGAGCCUUCUCUUGCAACUACCCUGAUCACGUGGCUGAAUUUCUCAAAGCUGUUAAUGCCAACUUCCGUAACCACCCAUGUCUGAACAACCAGAAAAUGUUGUAUGGGCCCAUGGGAGAGCUUCUGAUCCUACAGCCAGAAGAAAAGUUCUCUCCACAACACCACCUCCUCCCAUCUGGUAGUGGUCUAUACCUUCUACAAGGCCCCAUGUCAGAUUCAUGUGAUACAGAGAAGCAACUCUGGGCUGCACAGAGUGUGUUCUUGAACUCGCCUCACCCACUUGAGAUUCUUAGUGACCGAUCAGCUUAUGGCUCUGAUGGCACCAUUCACAGGGACCAUGACAUGGAUUCCUACUUCAAGUCUGUGCGUAAUGUGAUCAGACAUGAGCUCAACCUCAUUAGGAAGGCUAAAAGGGAACAGCGCCGCAAAAUGUGGUGGCCCCUUGUGGCUCCUCACAGCAUCCUCGCAGGUAUCGUCAUGGACAAUCAUGUGGCAUCGGGAUACAUGGGUCAUCACCAGCCCAACUUGUCUGGUAUCUUCAGGAAUGGGAGGCAAACAUUGAAGCGGCUCAGUAGGUUGAUUGAAUCACAGCAUAUGCCUUUGCUUCUUGUGCUUCUAUUCCCUGUGCGGUUAUUACUGUUGGGGACAUAUACCCUGAUCAAUUUCCACUGAGUUAGGAAGAACUUGGCCGCAUAUCUAUAUGGGUGGGAGGCACUUGGCUGGUGCAUGGGAAGGUGAUUCUUUAUUUAUUGGUUUUGCAAUGUUUUUCCCCUCUUAGGAGAAAGAAGGCAGGGGAAGAGCUGGAAUGUAAUGAACAGAUAUACGAGUAAAUGAAAGAAAUCAGAAGAGCUAGAAAUUUGACUCUUUGAUGUUAAUUCGACAACCAGCAACUAAUGGACAAAUGAAAGAUCCAAUUUUUGUUGACAAGAA
This is a messenger RNA of Macadamia integrifolia, 2935 nucleotides long. Its product is annotated as phospholipase A1 PLIP2, chloroplastic-like. The coding region runs from base 404 to 2677 and encodes 757 amino acids. Lineage: Eukaryota; Viridiplantae; Streptophyta; Magnoliopsida; Proteales; Proteaceae. Gene Ontology annotation, molecular function: glycerophospholipid phospholipase A1 activity. The record is from RefSeq and is a predicted model, not a curated record. The transcript has 5 exons. Gene Ontology annotation, biological process: lipid metabolic process.